Molecule: messenger RNA, 2045 nt
Organism: Artibeus jamaicensis (Jamaican fruit-eating bat)
Lineage: Eukaryota; Metazoa; Chordata; Mammalia; Chiroptera; Phyllostomidae
Product: serine protease 42-like
Exons: 7
Coding region: 1-1392 (463 amino acids)
Biological process (GO): proteolysis
Molecular function (GO): serine-type endopeptidase activity
Source: RefSeq, a predicted model, not a curated record
AUGUUGGUGGCCGGCUCCCAGGGCUCAGCCAGCCCUGGGCGAUGCGCCAGUGACACACACGCUGCUGCCUCCCCGCUCACACCCACAUCCCGGGAGGAGUCGCUGCUCCUGCCGCGCGCCCCCGGCCGGCCCGCGGCGGCGCUUCUGUGCUCCGUUCCCCUCGCCGCUCCGGGAAACCGCAGCGGGGCGGGCCGGGAUGAGCUCACGCCGCCGCCCGCCAGGCCGCCCCGGCCUAACUCGCUCCAGAUGCCGGGCGGCCCAACAGGCCGGGUCUGCGCCAGGGGAUGGCACUCGGUCGCCCCCUGCGGGGCACUGCGCCUGGCCUCGGGGAGGUUGCCCUUGCCAGAACGUCUGGGUAACCCCGCCCGGUCUUUCCCGCCAUCCCCGGUUCCCCCGGACGUCCUGAUCCACAACCAGGUACUGCGGCUCAAGUCUCCCGCCUUCGCGGCCCUGGCCAGUUUUUCAUGGAAAAGCAGACAUCUUAGAUCGUACCAUGUAGCAGGUCGGGACACCGGAAAGCUGGGUGUUCCUCGUCUCAUUCCCAGAUGGCUUCUCCUUACCAGCGCUGGGCCAGUGUGCGGCCACGUGCUCACGAAGAUCGUGGGCGGCCAGGACGUGCAGGAAGGCGAGUGGCCGUGGCAGGUGAGCCUGCGGGUCAGCGGCAGGCACGUGUGCGGGGGCACCCUCAUCGCGCAGCAGUGGGUGCUGACGGCCGGCCACUGCAUCUUGAGGCGACACCAUUACAGCGUCAAGAUGGGGGACCGGAGUGUCUUCCAGGAAAUCACCAGCGUGGUGGUCCCGGUCAAAAGCAUCACUGUGCACCCGCGGUACUCCACGAUUGGAACCAUUCACCAUGAUCUGGCCCUUCUCCAGCUUCACUACCCUGUGAAUUUCACCGUCACCAUCCACCCCAUUUGCAUUCCUGACGCGACUUUCAAAGUGGCAGCCGGGACCAGGUGCUGGGUGACCGGAUGGGGCAGGACACAAGAAUUCGGUGGCAAACUGGUUUCAUUCACUCUCCAGAAGGUCGACCAAUUCAUCAUCUACUAUGAAAAGUGUAAUGAGAUGAUGAAGAAGGCCACUCGAAAGACUAAGGAUUUAGUACUGCCAGGGAUGAUCUGCGGCUACAAAGACGUAGGGAAGGAUUCUUGCCAGGGAGAUUCCGGGGGCCCCCUGGUCUGUGACUAUGAUGACACGUGGGUCCAGAUGGGGAUCGUGAGCUGGGGCUUUGGCUGUGGUCGUAGGGAGGUGCCCGGAGUUUACACAGACGUUGCAGUCUAUUCUAAGUGGAUCGUCGGAGUGGUGAACCAGGUUACCGUUUUGUCCCCAGCGGUGCUCCUUAUCAUGCCCCUGUGUCUGGGGCUGCCCCUGGGCCUCCUGGUGACCCCGUGAUCACCUAUCACCGAGGCCCACUCCCCUCCUGUCUCUGAGGCUCCUACGAGCCCUCUCCUCCCACUCCUCAGCGCCCUCCCCUCACUUUCCUGUUGGGACCCACUGACCCUGCACAGAGCCACACAACACAGCAGAGGCGAGACUGGAGUCCUGAAAGCAAGCCUGCCUGGUGCCCAGGCCCCUGCCUCGGCCCCGCCUCCACCCUGCCUGUGCUCUGCCUGCCAGGAGGGAGGGGCGAAGCCAUCCCAGCUCCAGGGCCAGCUGACCUGCCAGCUGGAGCAGGUGCUGCAAGGAUGGCUCAGAGAACCGUCUACCAAGGAAGAGGCGGCAUCCACGGUGGACACCUUAGACCUGACACUUGGUCAAGCCAGUUGGCUUGCUGACUGUCCAGAGAGAGUGAAGGAGGUGUCUGUCACCCUGUCCCUGCUGGGGUGUGGCUUGCACAGGACUCAGGUGUCUGGGGCGGGGGGAAGCUCCCCGCACCCCAGUGCAGAUUGAUCUGUGAGUGGCCAGCCUCUGCCACGCAAGCCCUCCUGGGUCAUCUCUUCUCCUGGAACCCCCUUCCUCAGUGUCCUGGCGGCCACAUCCAGGCUCAGCCCGAGUUGUGUUGAGGCACGAAGGAGUGCGGAGAUUUCUGAUGUCAGUUGAAUAAA